GCCCUUCAACAGCAGUUGCUCACUCGGAUGCAGCAGGUCGGUAACAGUUUCUCCAACCAGAGCCCCAGCGUGGCUCUCGCUGAAAGUAACCCGGUGGCCACACUGCCGGUGCGACUGCUCAGGGAUGAUCAGGUCGCUGUGCAGGGCAGUGACCAUGCUAAAAGUUUCCAAAUGAAGAUGAAUGCUCAUGGCUUCACCCCUGAGGAGCUGGUGGUGCAGGUGGACGGCGGAAACCUGAUGGUCACCGGCCAGCGGCAGAUAGAGAGUACCGACCCGGUUAGGGGAGGUUACCGCAUGAAACAGAAGGUGCACCGGCAAAUGCAACUACCUCCGGGCCUAGAUCCCACCGCCAUGACCUGCUGCCUGACCCCUUCUGGCCAACUGUGGGUCCAAGGCCAAACCCAGUGGCGGCAUCCUCCUGAAGCCCUAACAGGAUCAUCAAGUUUCAGAAGCCGUGGCUCUAAGAAGGGUUCAACCUAGCUUGGCCUAGUAAACAACAACCGUGGUGUGCAGCAAACUUAAGUUGUCUGCUGUCUUUUCUGGGGAUGAAUGAGGUCAGAGGUAGGGGGUUGGAGCUAUACAUAGAAGGAUGGAGGAAAGGCACCUCCAGGUAGUGGUCCUCCAAGAAUCAGAUCUCUGGCCCUUGGAGAAGUAGGAGGGGGCAGUGUGGCCUUAGCUGCCAAUCAGAGUUAAGGCCGGGAGCAGCAGAGGGCUGGCAGGGCCCAAAUGUGACCUGACUUCAGAACUAGCAGAAAGCCCUGAGAUCAGGAUUGAACUUCGUGUAGGUAGGGGUUGCAGUGAAGGACAAAAGUGGUGAAGAAAGCAAGGGGCUGCAGACUUGGCCUCUUGUCCAGUCCUGAAAGGAUCCAUCCCUCACAGGCUUGGUAUAAGCCACCACCAACAACAAAACAAAAACAAAAAAACACCACAGAGGUUGUUUCUUCAGAGUCCAAAGAUUUUUUUUUUUUCCCAACCCAAGCUACAUAUCCCCCAAUGUAAGCUGGUGGGGGAUAGGCUAGGGGAUGGUUUAGAGGCAAAUGCAGGACCCUUAACUUCAAACAUGGUCAGCCCCAAGUCAUUCCUAUUCCACCGGCUACCCAUCAGAGCUAACAGCAAGAACCUCUUUCUCUUGGUUACCAUGACCACCAGCAUCCCCUCACGUUAGGGGGGAAGCUUUUGUUUAGCAAGAUUCAGUGGUUCAUUUAAAUUUAGUGAACUAGAAAGGACAUGGUCUGAUAAACUCUGCCAGAGAAAGACGAGGAAGACAAGUGUGAGGUCGAUCGAUCGGCUGACUAUAUUGACAAGAUACUGAUUGGUUACAUGUUGAAGAAAACAUACAAUACAAAAUACAGAAAAAGUUGGUUCCAUCCCCUCCCACUCCCCCCCUUACCCACCCACCCCCAAAUACUCAUCAUCGUGAUUUGGUCAGAACAGGGCUCAGAGCCAGAGGUCAGGUGACCGAGGGUGGAGGGGUCAUGGGCAAUGGAUGCGUGGCUGUCACAAUGAUGCUUCGGUAAUGCUGCGUUUUCUCUCCCAGCUGGGAGUUGGGUGGGAAGGAGGCUGCAGCCUGAUGACAGCCAGCUGAGGGCAGAGCUGCCUGUCCCCUUCCCAGCCCAGGGCCUGCCCACCACCCCAGACUAAGACCACUCCCAACAAGGUAAGGAUGUGGAUGCUCUUGCUAAGGCUACUCUUCAGCAAGAGGGAAGGGAAGGGAAGGGAGGGGUAACUGUUCCAAGCCCCGACCCCACAGACAAGGGGGUGGGGGGCAGGAGCAUGUGGCUACUACCAGCAAAGGACAAAUGGGAGAGUAUAGUAGAAAGGGGGGAAGUGGGAAGAGCAGAAGAUCAUAUAUAUUAAAAAAGUGACUUAAGACUUAAAAUUGAAUUAGUAUUUGUACAGAAAGGUGCAGGUGGAAUAACUCCCUCCAGCCUAGGAUCAAAGUUAUACUGAGAAAUCAUGGUGGACCCCUCCCCUGCCCCCAGUGGUGGCCCGAGUCGUUAAGUGCGAUUGGUUAGAGUGGAUUCCAGUCGGGUCAUUCAGGCGGAGGAGGUGGGGGCAGUGGCAGGCAAGGGGGGCUCAGUUGCUGCA
Urocitellus parryii (Arctic ground squirrel) is the source of this 2088-nucleotide messenger RNA. It is a transcript of the gene Hspb9, whose product is annotated as heat shock protein family B (small) member 9. NCBI's taxonomy places the organism in Eukaryota, Metazoa, Chordata, Mammalia, Rodentia, Sciuridae. Gene Ontology annotation, cellular component: nucleus; cytoplasm. The record is from RefSeq and is a predicted model, not a curated record.